AUGUCGGCACUGAACCAUCUCGAUCACUGCAGUCUUGUGGCUGGAGGCAAAGCCGGAAAGGACAGUGGGAAGGCCAAGGCUAAGGCAGUGUCUCGCUCCCAGAGAGCCGGUCUGCAGUUUCCCGUGGGCCGCAUCCACAGACAUUUGAAGACUCGCACUACGAGCCACGGAAGGGUCGGUGCCACGGCUGCUGUCUACAGUGCUGCGAUCCUGGAGUACCUCACUGCGGAGGUGCUGGAGCUGGCGGGCAACGCUUCCAAGGACCUCAAGGUAAAGCGGAUCACUCCGCGCCACUUGCAGCUUGCAAUCCGUGGUGAUGAAGAGUUGGAUUCUCUUAUCAAGGCGACCAUCGCUGGGGGUGGUGUGAUCCCGCACAUCCACAAGUCUCUGAUUGGAAAGAAGGGACAGCAGAAAACCGCUUAGAGCAUCGUUUUAACCAACCCCCUUCCUCCCCGUCAUUGUACUGUAACUGGGACAGAAGAAAUAAUGGGGAUAUGUGGAAUUUUUAAAAGAGGCGGAUGGAAAAGCAUAGACAAUUACCGUAGACGCGCUAAGAGACAUUUGUACGUUCUUAGGCUCAAAGUUUGAUAAAGUACCUUUCCAUGUGGCGGCACUCGUGUGUUGAUUGCUAGGGUCCUCCCGUGUGUUUUAUACAAAAAUGGAAUUGAUAAACCAGUUUUUACAAAAA
This is a messenger RNA of Leptonychotes weddellii (Weddell seal), 688 nucleotides long. The record is from RefSeq and is a predicted model, not a curated record. Lineage: Eukaryota; Metazoa; Chordata; Mammalia; Carnivora; Phocidae.